Messenger RNA from Pectinophora gossypiella (pink bollworm), 1351 nucleotides. RefSeq lists its product as uncharacterized. Lineage: Eukaryota; Metazoa; Arthropoda; Insecta; Lepidoptera; Gelechiidae. The record is from RefSeq and is a predicted model, not a curated record. The coding region runs from base 143 to 1093 and encodes 316 amino acids. The transcript has 5 exons.
CUAGUUGACGUUGCGAUUGCGACUCUUUGGUUGGCCUGGCGACUCUUCCAUCAAAUGCCAACAAACAUUUCUACAGUUCCAUAUUUCCCCAAUUUUCAAGUUUCAGUGACCCGGAAUAUCACACAUCAAUUUCUAAAUUAGAAUGUCAGAAGGGAAAGUCUACUUUACAGAGCGUGAGAAGAGGAAAGUUAGGAGUACCACGGUUCAGAUUCAACAUCUAGUUGACUACAUGGCAGCCCACACUCAACUGGCUACUAAUGACUUUCCAAAUGGGCCACAAAGUGCUAGGAAGCACGAAGAGGAAUGGAUUAAAUUAAAAACUGUUUUAAGAGAGUAUGGACCUGACAAAUCAACUGAACAAUGGAAACAUUCAUGGAGGGACCUGAAAAAAAAGGCUAGAGACGAGAGAAAGAAAAUUAAACAAGCAUUGAUACAGAAACGCGACCCUCGUGAUGUGCCUGAAAUGUCAACACGAAGUCGCACAAUAUUGCAAGCCAUCGGGUACGAGAGCCCUGAUGAGAUGCCAAUAGAGACAACACUGGAUACAUCCGUAUCUUGCGAAGCAACGUGGGAAAAUUCCAAUGCAAUUAUACAAACUGUUAAUUCUAAGGAGUCUAAGGAAUCUAAGGAGGAAGAGAAAAGACAAUCAACUUCAUCUGACGAUACAAUGAAAAGUCCAAUAGUUGAAGAUCCGUUGGAAUAUGAGGAAGGAGGACAGCAAGGCACUGCAGAGGAGUGCUUUGAGGAGUCUGUUGCAUGUUUCACUGAAGGGUUCCAAACUGUCCCCACAGAAAGAUAUAAAUUUCAGAGAAGUUCUUCAUCAAUGUCCACCACCAGCUCAGCCAGACUAAACAAAAAAAGAAAGAAACACAACAACAACAAUAAAGACAAAGAUAUAAUGGAGACUUUGAAUAAAUUCAUUGAAUAUGAGAGAGAAAAGGAAAAGUUACAACAUGAAAGAGAAAUGCGGAGGAUAGGGCAAAAUGAGAAAGUGGUACUAUUGCUUGAGAAAGCAGUUAAUGCUCUAGAAUCAUUGGCACCAGCAGUAAAAGCGUUUAUGGACCAGAAUCAGAAUCACAAUGGUGACAGAUGAACAACUUGUUAACAUUUUGAUAUAUAACUUGGCCUUCUCAAUACUGAGGAUCUAAAAGUAUAAGAAAAAAAAAUAGUAAAUCACGAUUUUUACUUGCUGAAAAAACAGAUAAGGUGUACAGACAGUACUAUGUUGAAGUAUAGUUGUAACUAUUGUUUAUAAUAUUAAGACAAAUGACAAGCAAACUCCAUAUAAUAAUAUUUUUGGUUUGUUGACAUUGUAACAAUAAGGUAACAAUAAAAGAUAUAACUUCCACAA